AUGUCGUCGUCUCCUCCUCCGCCUCCUCCUCCUCCUCCGCCUCACCCUCCGUCUCACACGCCGUCACACACUUCAUCUCAACCUCCCACUCAGACGACACCUACUAUCCGCCGCCCAACGUCACUUGACUCGUCGGACUCGGAUUCGGCGCAAAUCACACCGCAGCAACAGCAGCAACAGCAACAACAGCGCCGUUCGCCUUUGCCUGCACCCGGUACUUCACGUCCAGCGCCCAGCGUACGCUCCCCCACAUCCACGGCGGAUGGCGCGCCCCUGCCACCACCACCGCAAAACUACUCGCGGCCAGGCAUUGUGCGCGAUGCCACUCAGAGUCAAGGACAUGUUGGCGCGGUGCAUGUUGGACACCGCCCGCGACAGAGAAGUCAGGGCUACUUUGAACCCAGUCUGAGCUCGACGCGGGAAGGGAGGGAGGCCAUGGGCUCCAAGGCGGCCGCACAUGGGCUCCUCAAUGCCUCGCAAAUCGCCGCCCAGGCUGCCUAUGCGCAGAACCCACAGCACAUGCGUAAGCGCUCCGAGACGAUACCCGCGAGGAGCGACGCCGCCGCGCCCACGGCCAGGCCGGUGCCCAUGAGCCCGCCGCCGUUGCCGUCGCAGAGUGUCACGUUCAAGACGAAUGGUAUGACGUACUCGAAUGGCCUGGUCGGCGGCCGGAUGGCGGCGACAACGGCGGCGAAUGCGGCCUUUCCCAGGAGUCCGCUGCAGUCACCCAGCCUAGAGAGCGGACAACAGUCGCAACCGCAGUCCCAUGCGUCGCCCAAGCCUGCGUCGACGCCUGAGCCGCCGCAAUUGCAAAAGGCCAAGGAGGGCAAGAGCAAGAUGAAGCUCUUCUCCUCCAAGCCCAAGAACAUCAAGGUGGACAACAACCGUCUGGAUGGCAAACACCAGACGCUGCCCAGCCCCGGCAAGAUUGGCAUUGGCAUCCACAGCUCGCAGGCGCUGAAUCGCAUGAUCAUGGCCCAGUCGACGACGAGCUUGGUCGAGCCGGGAGCGCCGAGCAGUAGUAGUGCCUCCAUGUACUCGUCGGCGAAUGCCUCGACCUCGACCUUGGUCCCGCCACGCAGUGAUUCCUUUUUGCCCCCAGAACGCAAGGAGGAGAAGCACAAACACCACUUUUUGUCGCGCCAAAAACACAAGUUGAAGGAUGGCGACGGAUACGCGCUACCGUUGUCGUCGGCCAACAGCAACUCCAAACCUACAAAUCCGAAUGCGCCCGAGCCAUUGUACUCGUUUGCUGCGCCCAAUUCGCCGGGCCACACGAGUGCCUUUACCAGUUCGGUCACGGGCCUGGAUCUCCGGCAUGGGGGUCGACAUUUGCGGAGAGCGAAGAAGGAGGAAAAGGCGGCUGCCUUUUUGGACGCACAACUCGAACCACCCUAUCGCGAACGCAACCAAUCCUUUAGCAUCGAGCGCUCCGAAUGGCCAGGCAUAGCCGGCGGCAUAGGCGCCACACCAAAUCUAGGCGCCACACCUCAGACCUCGCAUACGGCCGAGAUGAUGAGUCUAGGGAGUUCAUUUGGUAUUCACGGAUUGUCGCCAGAUGACGCCUGGCCGUUGCUCAAGGCAAGAGUAUUAUUGAUCUUUGAAGGCGAAGACCCCAGACCGCCCGUGGAAGAUUUCAAUGCGCUAGUCACCAUCCACAUCAAACGCUGCGUCCAUAAACGCUCUCCCAUCCUGCUCAUCGAAGACCUCAACGAGCUUCUCCAAACGGGCUUUGGCUCGCUCGACCAGACCCUCCGACAUGUGCCUGACGAAAAGCUGAUUCCACAUUUGGUGGAGAUGUGGCUUGUCGUCUUCACCACCAUCCUCCCUUUUCUCCAAGCCGUCUUCCUCCCUCUUGACCUCGAGUUUAGAGGCUCCGGCAUCAUGACGAGUGCACAAGCCGCAGAGUUCUGGGGCGUCAUGCUCCCGGACGAAAUGAACACCAAGUCGCCCUCGCACAAAAACAUACCCAUCCUCGGCGAAUUAGACGUCCGGCGCAUCACGUUAUUAAUGUUCCGCGACAUAGUCAUAUUGCCACGCUACGAAGCCCUCAUGGCCAUCUUCUCCCGCCUCAGCCUGGAAAAUCUAAACGCAGGCCUCGAAUCCCCGUCGCCGAUUCCCCAAGACCAACAAACGAUGGGUGGUGCGGGUGGUGCCACGGGCAGACCAGGCACAGCAGGAAGCAUGUCCAACGAAGCCACCCUGGGUUCCCUGAACUCGGCCUCGCAGUCCUCGGCCGGAUACCUCGAGUCGACUACGUCCAUUACAAGCUCCACAUUUGCAUCGACCCGCUCCCGAGCCACAUCCAACACCUCCGCCGGCUCCUUCUCCUCGAAUCCAAGCGUACACCCCCACACCCUUUCUCACACCCAACCCCUCCCCCCUCCCCCCUCCUCCUCUUCCGCAUCCACACUCAACCCCCACCCACCAUCAUCCACAUCCCUAAACCCCCAACACCUGCCCCCACCACUCCGCCACCACUCGACCCCCAUGGACAGCGCCAAGGUCACGGAAACGGUGGGCCGGAUGCUGCAGUGCGUUAGUGUGCUCGUCAGUCUGCAGAGCGGCGAUGAGGCGCAGGACAAGAUUGGGCGGGUCAAUAAGGAGUUGAAGUAUAAUUGGCUGGGUAGGGGUAGGACGGGUAGGCAGAGGCAGGGGUUUGUGGGUGCGAGAAGUAGGGGCGGUGUUGGGGGGGUCGGGAUGGUGGGGGUGGGGGUUGGGGUUGCGUAG
Molecule: messenger RNA, 2730 nt
Organism: Plenodomus lingam JN3
Lineage: Eukaryota; Fungi; Ascomycota; Dothideomycetes; Pleosporales; Leptosphaeriaceae
Source: RefSeq, a predicted model, not a curated record